Molecule: messenger RNA, 1349 nt
Organism: Pristis pectinata (smalltooth sawfish)
Lineage: Eukaryota; Metazoa; Chordata; Chondrichthyes; Rhinopristiformes; Pristidae
Gene: jmjd7
Product: jumonji domain containing 7
Exons: 9
Coding region: 11-961 (316 amino acids)
Molecular function (GO): 2-oxoglutarate-dependent dioxygenase activity
Source: RefSeq, a predicted model, not a curated record
UGGCGCCGCGAUGCCGGGAGGAGCGAUGCAGGCGGUGCGGGAGAGUGUGCGGCGGGUGGCGGCCGAGGCGCGGGAACUGUACUUGAACAAUUCGGUACCUUACUUGGAUCAGCCUCCUACCCCGUUGGAAUUCCAGCGAAGUUGGCUGUGUCCCAACAAACCCUUCAUAGUGCAAAAUGCCAUCAGUCAUUGGCCAGCCAUCUCCAAAUGGACAUUCUCCUACCUCAGAGAAAGGGUUGGAGAGCAGAGAGUGAGCGUGGCAGUGACUCCCAAUGGUUACGCUGAUGCCGUGUACCAGGACCGGUUCGUGAUGCCUGAGGAACGGCAGAUGCCGUUUGGGGAAUUCCUGGACGUCGUCGAGAAGAAGCGGGCAGCGCGUGGCGUGUUCUAUGUACAGAAGCAAUGCUCAAAUCUGACAGAGGAAUUCCCUCAGCUCCUGAAGGACGUAGACUCCCACAUCCCGUGGAUGACGGAGGCACUAGGGAAGAGCCCUGAUGCAGUAAAUUUCUGGCUGGGGGAAUCAGCUGCGGUAACCUCCUUGCAUAAAGAUCACUACGAGAACCUAUACUGUGUGAUUUCUGGAGAGAAGCAUUUUAUCCUCCUUCCGCCCACUGACAGACCUUUUAUCCCUUACGAACUCUUCCAACCUGCAACGUACAAGGUUAAUGAAGAUGGUUCCUUCGAUGUGAUAGAUGUGCAGAAUGCAGAGAAGGUACCUUGGAUUCCUCUGGACCCUUUGAACCCUGACCUCAGUCGUUUCCCUCAGUACUCCCACGCAAGACCUCUCCACUGCACGGUGAGAGCAGGCGAGAUGCUAUAUCUCCCCUCAUUGUGGUUCCACCAUGUUCGCCAAUCACAUGGCUGUAUUGCAGUGAAUUUCUGGUAUGACAUGGAGUAUGACAUCAAGUACAAUUAUUUCCAGUUCCUGGACUCAGUAACAAAAGCAAUGAAUGCAGUGUGAUCUACCCAGGCAAAAGUCCACAUCAAAGCAGACACACUCACUCAGACGAAUAUCAACUGCUGCUGAGGAACCAUCAACUCGGUGAAAGACACCCUCUGGUCUGCCUGAAACUCGCUCGUACUCCAGCGCCAUGACCACAUUUGGUAAACUGGCCAGGACCAUUGCUGAAGGACAUGAGAAAGCUGAGUGCAGCCACUGCAAGGACUCUAUGGGAAAGGGCAACAGUUGAUGGCCCUUCUGCCAUUACCCACUAAGUGGUUCAAAUCUCCAAGAACUUUGCUCAAGAUUUGUGUCUAAAUGAUAAAUGAUGUCAUGUAACAUUCUAAUUGGAAUAACAUGAAUUUUGCUGAAAAUGUUGACCUGUAUCACAUACUGGAAUAUUUUAUGA